AAGGGAAGCCAAAAUAGGUAAAAUGUGACUACGCGUCUCAGAUGUAGCUCAAAGUGACUUUUUUUCUUCACUAACUAGUAUUAUAUAGGUAGGUAUUUAUGACAAGAUGAACAAUCUGUUCCCAUUAUCCAUGCAACCGCAUCAGCUGAAGUUUAGCAACACCAGAAAAUGAAUAAAGAUUCACAAUUUCAUUUACCUAUCAAGCAUUCUUUCCCCCAUGGGUCGUGGCACGUAUUGUACGCCAUGAACUCUGCUGGUCACAUACUGACACACGUUUGAUACCACCUAGCGGCUAGCGGCGAAAUAACGAAGCCAUCAAGUGGUGAAACCAUUACCCCCAUCUAGUGGAAAGUUAACUUAGAUCCAUAUCAGAAAAUACUUAUAAUGUCCCAUUUUUUUAUUCUGUGGUUUUACCUUGUUAUAAUCAAAGGUUUGACAAUAUUAAAUGCUUAAAAAAGGUCCACCGUUUUCUUAAAAUUCAUUAAUUUAAGUUUUCUUCUAUAAGUAAAGACUUUUGAAAACGAUUACGACUUAGUUCUGAGAAAUGGAAAGCUAAAAGUCCCAAGGCUAACCUUCUACAUCUUACGUGACCUUUAGUCACUCCGUCGCUCCGCCAAUUUCAGACGGGAUGCAUUCUAGGUAAACGCUAAUGAUUUUUUCGUUUCUUCAGCCGUAUUAACCCGAAUGUUAUCCGUGGACCCUAUUUAAAGACAGGUGAACAAACUGUUAGACAACGCAGUUAUUCACUUCUUCUCUUCUGGUAAAGGGACUAGCUCCUCAAAACAAAACAAAAUCAUGAACUCUUUCGUUCCGAUGUCGAUGCCCUAUUCCGGCGCACCUAUGUCUUACGCGCCACCUCCUCCAUCAUAUGCACCUCCGUCAUAUGCCCCACCAUCUUAUGCAACUUCUGCAGACUACGCAGCUCCUCAAACAGCUCCUAUCCAGCUGACACCUCUGGUCAUCCCUAACGAUGCUGACGCUCUUGGUGGCGGUGGUGGUGGUGGUGGAGGCGGUAGUAUCACCAAGUUUUUCGCUCUGCCACUGAUCGUCGUACUCCCAAUUUUACUUCCUUUUCUUGUAAUCCUUUUCUUUCUCCCUAAAUUCGGGAAAAAACCCACCAAGGAUAAGAAGGAGUAUGAAGAUAUGAAACCUUACUACGAUGACCAAGAAUACGACAACAGUUACAUGGACGACAAACCAUACAAAGACAGCCGCAAGCGUCGCCAAGCAGACAGCAAGAAUAUUUCAUCGUCCUCUUCGGGCCUGCCAUCGAUGAGCACCGCACAAGUCGAUCGGUUAACCGACGUUGUCUUUGCUGCCAUCAACUCUCAAGAAUGUAUCCAACGCCUCCUGUGCGAAGCCGGCUCUCUUUCACGUUCUUUCUCUGACACAGCCCAGAUGAUGACGAAAGCUGUAAAGGAGUUUGUUCCGAAUUCUAUCAAGAAUUCUUACGACGUGUUCGCAAAAGCGGAGAAAUGCGAGCAGUACAAAUGUGGAUCCCUCGACGUCCGCAAAUAACUGCUAUGUUUUUAAAAAAACUAAUUUAAUACUUUUGACAGAGUUUAGCAACUUACAUAUUCCUUUGAAUUUUUCAAUGAUUAUUUAGCUGUAUUUAUAUGAUCUGUAUCCCAACAAUAAAACAUGCAGCCACAA
Molecule: messenger RNA, 1653 nt
Organism: Daphnia magna
Lineage: Eukaryota; Metazoa; Arthropoda; Branchiopoda; Diplostraca; Daphniidae
Exons: 2
Coding region: 796-1518 (240 amino acids)
Source: RefSeq, a predicted model, not a curated record